Molecule: messenger RNA, 4952 nt
Organism: Numida meleagris (helmeted guineafowl)
Lineage: Eukaryota; Metazoa; Chordata; Aves; Galliformes; Numididae
Gene: SLC16A8
Product: solute carrier family 16 member 8
Exons: 5
Coding region: 2976-4592 (538 amino acids)
Biological process (GO): transmembrane transport; monocarboxylic acid transport
Cellular component (GO): membrane
Molecular function (GO): monocarboxylic acid transmembrane transporter activity
Source: RefSeq, a predicted model, not a curated record
UCCCACUGGCCUGCCAUGCGCAGGUAGGCCUCACAAGGCCUGGUAGGCCUCAGGCAGGAGGACAAGGCCCAGCAGCCAUCUUCUCACGCACCGCCAGGCCCCGCCAUCCUGGCCCUGCCACCAGGCUGCCCUCCCUCCUGGGACAGAGCACAAGCAGCAGCCCUGGCCUGAGCCGAUUAGCCUUAUUAAUAGAAAUUAAACCCUGGCUGUGAGUGCUGCCAAGACCUGCGGGCCCCGUGUGUGCCUCCUUCCCCACUGAUGGGGCACAGGGACUAAGAGGCUUGGGAGGAUUAAUGUGUGGGCCCCAAAACCCCGGCCCCAGAGCCUGCAGGGGUAUGGGCUUCCCCAUGUGUAGCUGAGAACUAUGGUGGCAAUCAAACGGCAGCCAUGCAGGGGCUUUGUUUUGGGGCUGCUGGGAGUGGGAUGCAUCUGGUCCCAAACAGCUAUUCCAGCCAUGGAGGAUGGCAAUCCCUUGGCUGCUCCACCUCGUCUUCACUCUCCGCUGAGCACAUGCCCCUCAGCUUUGCCCCACCCCAGGAGUAUGGAGGAGCCAGUGGAUACUUGGGAGACUGUACAAAGCUGCCCCAUCCCCUGUUUUGCCCCUCACUGAAACAUGGAUCUCUGCUAUGUUCUCCCUCUGCACCCAGUCUCCUGCUCAGCCUAUCACAACACUCUUAUUCCUCCCACUGGGAGAGCAGUGAGGAGCCCCGUGGCAGGCCAUGGGAUUACCGAGGGAUUCGGGCAGCAGCAGGCAGCCACCUCCUCCCCAUUGGCUGAAAAAGCCUCUUAAAAGUGGAGAAGCGCAUUCUGCGCGGUCAGCACCUGCUGGUCUUCGUCGACCUGAAGCCAUAAUCAGCCACUGACCCACAUCCACGCUGCCUGCAUCCACCCAUAGGAGGCAAGGGGGUCCCUGCGUGGGGCAUCCCCUCUGCUGGUGGUUUUGCAGAGGGUUGCAUUGGAGCUGGAGAAAAGCAGGCUGAGAGGGGGAUUAGCUCUGCAGUGAGGACGUGGCUGCCCUGAAGAAAGCAGCAGGGCACAAGAGACCGCUCAAAAGGCACUGGAUUCCUGCAGCUGUCACCCUGUGCCCCGCUGACAGCAUGUCCACCAUGGGGCAUAGAACCUGCAGGGCCGUCUGACUGGGCACACUCAUCCAGAGCUGGGGAGUACCAGCUGGACUGAUCCACUCGGUCUUUGGGGUCUUGGGCACUCGUCGCUUCAUUGCUCAGGUCAGUGGUGAAGAGGGGUGCUCACAUCUGAGCCAACAUGACAGCUUCUGCAGGCCUGUACUCAUUUCUUUAGUGGCUUUCUCAGGAUGGAUUUUGUAGGCUAGUGGCACAAAUGGUGGCUUUUGUAUUGACUAAACCCUUCCCAAGAUAUCCAUACUCUACUGAGGCACCAGGAGAGAUCCUCACAUUUGUGUGGACACUCCUGGAUGCUGGUAGUAGUGCAGCUUGCCUGGUACAGCGGGGUUUUUCUGCAGUGGCCUUCACCUGCCCAGGUUUCGUGACUUCUGGUGCUGGUGCAAGUCUCCUGGCAUCCAGUAGCAGCUAGACCUGUGGCAGUGCUUGCUAUGGGGCCACCUGCAUGCAAUGCCCAGGGCAAGUGCUGUUGCCUGUGCUGAUGAGCUUUAAUGUGGGGUAUUUUUACCCAUGAAUAAAGCUCCUUAACUGUGGAGAAAAUAAUAGCAAGCUGUAGCGUAUGCAGAGGCAGGUACAGGGUACAUGGUGUGACCACCGUGUGCAGUGGUGAGCAGAGGAGCCCGCGUGCGCACCGGGGCGUUAUGAUUGAGGCAGCUCUGAACUGCCUGCUCAGAGCUGGGAUAAAGCUCCAGCAGAGCUGUGCUGCAGCACGUUGGCUUGGAGGGAGUUCCACGUGUGAGCUGCUCGGCUGCACCUCAUCUUUGUCAGACAGCAUCGAGCUACAGCCAGGUAAAUGUUUUUUCAUACCUUACUGUAUAGGUGUGUUGCGCCAUGGAAGGGGCUCCUGCUGGUACCCAUCCAGCCCUAGACUCAAGCAGUACCCAUGGAUAUUUGUUUAAUGUGCUCAGAUACUGUUGAUUCAUCAUUAACAGGUGAUGCUGUGGAAAUCUCUGAAGUGAUCCCACGGGUGGACAAUGUUUUCCUGCUAGGAAGAUGAAAAGCAAAUGGUCCAAUUGAUUGAUUUGAUUUGUGGCACAGGACAAGAGCGAGAAGAGUGAGGCUGGAAGAGGGCUCAGGCAAAAAGGGUUGGGAUGUGCUCGGUGGCAGCUACUCUUAUUUGAGGUGCAGUGGAUGGAGUGGUGGUUGAGAACUGUGCUGAUCAAGCCAUCAGUGUGCUUCUGCAAUGGGUCAACUUUUGCUUGGCUGUAACCAGGUGGGGCUGGGAGAGGAGCAAGGGCAGGUAGGGGCUGAAGCUGAGUUCAAAGGGCAAUAUUGUUGGUGGCUAGGUGGGUGGACUAGAUAAUCUUGGAGGUCUUUUCCAACCUUAAUGAUUCUAUGAUUUUAUGGGGCUGUGCUCAGUCUGAUUGUGCUGGUGCCAGUGGUCAGAACACCAACAGAAAGGGGUGAGUGGAAGGUAUGGGUGUCUGAAGAGUGUAUAAUUAACCUUUUCUUUCUAGCAAUGAUUCUUUUCUUUUUCUAGCAGCCUGGUCUUGAUUAAUUCCUCUGCCCAUUGCCACAGUACCUGAGAGCUGUUAGGGUAUUGCCACCCAGAAGAGCUGCCUCAAUCCUCAGUGCUCCCCUUUUUCAUGGCUGAUGGGGUCCUAAAGGUUGGGAAGCUCUGCUGCAGGGCACUGUGGCUGUGGCAGACACCUGGGUGCUGCCAUAAACAAACUCUCUGGCAUCUUCAGGAGCAAGGGGGAAGGAGGAAGACCACUGAGACUGGCUGGCUGGUGACUCCCAACCCACCGUAACCUCUGCAGCAUCUGCAGAUCUCUUGUUGUCUCUCUGUGUCACCCUACCUCCUUCCGGCCUGCCUUUCCCCACCCAGGCUAGACGAUGGGGAGAGCUGACCCAGAGGAAGGGCAGCUCCCAGCUCCCGUGAAGCCCCCAGAUGGUGGCUGGGGCUGGAUCGUGCUCUUUGGCUGCUUUGUGAUCACUGGCUUCUCCUAUGCCUUCCCGAAAGCUGUCAGUGUCUACUUCAAGGAGCUCAUGAAAGAUUUCCAUGUGGGCUACAGUGACACGGCCUGGAUCUCCUCAAUUAUGCUGGCCAUGCUCUAUGGAACAGGACCAGUAUGCAGCAUCAUGGUGAACCAGUUUGGCUGCCGGCCUGUGAUGCUCAUCGGCGGGCUGCUAGCUUCCUCUGGGAUGAUUCUGGCGUCUUUUACUACCAACAUCAUUGAGCUUUAUCUGACAGCUGGAGUGCUGACGGGUCUUGGUAUGGCGUUGAACUUCCAGCCCUCACUGAUCAUGCUGGGCACCUACUUUGACAAACGUCGGCCUCUUGCCAAUGGACUGGCUGCUGCUGGGAGCCCUGUCUUCCUUUCCUCCCUCUCUCCACUGGGGCAAGUGCUGCUGGAGAAGUUUGGUUGGCGAGGAGGGUUCCUCAUCAUGGGAGGCCUUCUGCUUAACUGCUGCACUUGUGGGGCAGUCAUGAGACCCCUGGAUAUGGGCAUGAAGCGGAAAAUGGAGAAGGCUCAGGACAAAUAUGAAGCCAAGGAGAUGCUGCCCAUGGGAGGCAAGUCAGAGGAGGGCAUCAGCACCACUGAUGGAACCAAGAAAGCCAAGAAAGCCAAAAAGAAGCCCAAGAAAGGAAAGAAGCUGUUGGAUUUUAGUAUCUUUUCCAACCGAGGCUUCAUCAUUUACACUAUCUCAAAGUUCAUCCUGGUCUUGGGUCUCUUUGUGCCCCCCAUCUUGCUGGUCAACUACGCCAAGGACACAGGCGUACCGGACACAGAGGCUGCAUUCUUGCUCUCCAUCAUUGGUUUCAUAGACAUCUUUGCCCGGCCAGCGUGUGGCAUGGUGGCAGGCUUGAAGUGGGUCCGUCCUCACGUGGCAUACCUGUUCAGCUUUGCAAUGCUCUUCAACGGCUUGACAGACAUCUGCAGCGCCAGGGCUAGCAAUUACACAGGGCUGGUCAUCUUCUGUGUCUUUUUUGGCAUUUCUUAUGGCAUGGUGGGGGCUCUGCAGUUCGAGGUGCUGAUGGCCAUCGUUGGCUCCCAGAAGUUCUCCAGUGCCAUCGGCCUGGUCCUACUUAUUGAAGCUUUUGCUGUGCUCAUUGGUCCACCCUCUGCAGGCCGCUUGGUUGACGCUCUCAAGAACUACGAGGUGAUCUUCUACCUGGCGGGCUCGGAGGUGGUGCUCUCCGCUCUCUUCCUGGCUAUGGCCACUUACUGCUGCCUGAACCGAGGGAAGAAGAUGCCUCCCCCAGAGAAAAACCCUUCAGCGGGUGGUGGGAGCGACACUGAAGAAGCCGAGUCUGAUGUGCAGGAAGCCGAGGAGCACAGCAGCGAUAACCACCAGCCAGCCCAUGGCACUGACAAGGCCAUGGUGGCGGCCAAUGAGGAGGCCAACCAUGUGGAGGACGAGCAGAGUGGGGAGGGAGGCAGGUGUCCUGAGGAGGAUGGGGAGGUGUCGGCACGAGCUGACCAGACGGUGGAGAGGGACAGUUUUUAGCAGAGGAAUGGGGAUGUAAAUAAGUGGCCUGGUUUGAGCGUAACUCGGCAUGGGAUUGUAGAUGGGAUGUGGGGUGGAAAAAAGUCAGACAAAAGCAGGUGUAAGAGAUAAAAGGGCUAAAGUCUAAGAACAGCUGGUCCUCAUGUACAUAUGUCCACAUACCUACACAGUGAUAUGUCUACUCGCAUCCUGCACCCAUGCUGGUACAACGCAGGCUCAGCGCAGCCCAACCACCAGAAUCUUCUUCCCCCUACCUCCAAACCAGCCCUGGAAAUUGUAUUUUGAAGAGGCUGCGAAGGACUCUCCUUUUCCUUCUGCAUUGUCACAAUACAGAACACAAUUAGAGACUCUUUGUAAUCA